This is a messenger RNA of Spodoptera frugiperda (fall armyworm), 1520 nucleotides long. RefSeq names its product guanine nucleotide-binding protein G(f) subunit alpha-like (gene Galphaf). Lineage: Eukaryota; Metazoa; Arthropoda; Insecta; Lepidoptera; Noctuidae. The transcript has 9 exons. Gene Ontology annotation, molecular function: G protein-coupled receptor binding; GTPase activity; guanyl nucleotide binding. Gene Ontology annotation, cellular component: heterotrimeric G-protein complex. The record is from RefSeq and is a predicted model, not a curated record. The coding region runs from base 48 to 1208 and encodes 386 amino acids. Gene Ontology annotation, biological process: adenylate cyclase-modulating G protein-coupled receptor signaling pathway.
GUCAUCACUUCGAGUGUCCAGCUGUAGGCGCGGUAUAUGAAAGCACAAUGGUUUGGUUACCAUGCAUGGGGGCACGAGAUGAAGUGGAGGAGCAUUCAAAACAAAUAGACCGCGAGAUCAAACAAUGGAUCAAAUCUUAUAAUCAAGCUAUAAAACUGUUAUUACUGGGCACUGGUGAGAGUGGCAAAACAACGAUUAUAAAACAAAUGAAAAUUCUACACGUUCAAGGAUUUUGUGCUAGUGAACGAGCAGAGAAAGCCAACCUAAUUCGACAUAACAUACAUGAGUCCAUUCACGAUAUUGUAGAGAAUAUGAACAUCCUAAAUAUUCCACUACAAAAACCAAAGAACGAAUACUCAAGAGAAUAUAUUUUAAAACUAGGACCAGAGGGGCCCACUACAUAUACAGAAGAAUAUUUUGAUCACGUAAGAACAUUAUGGCGAGACGGAGGUGUUAGAGAAUGCUUUAGACGAUCAAAUGAAUAUCAACUCAUAGACAGCGCUGAAUAUUUCCUAGAUAGAAUAGAUCUCAUUGAAAAACCUGAUUAUAUACCGUCAGACGCGGACAUAUUGAGGUGCCGACAGAAAACUACUGGCAUACAGAAGAUUGAAUUCAAAGUUAAGGUACCAAAAUCAAUGCAUGGUGGCGUGCAAGAGUUUUGGAUGUUCGACGUCGGCGGCCAGAGGGGGGAGAGGAAGAAAUGGAUACAGGUAUUCGAAGGCAUCAACGCGAUCUGGUUCCUGGUGGCAUGCAGCGACUUCGACCAGACACUGCGCGAGGAUGCCACGCAGAACCGGCUGAAGGAGGCUCUGGCACUCUUUGAAGAUGUCUGGCAAAGCAGAUUCCUCCUCGAAGCCGGCUUAAUCCUGUUCCUGAACAAGCAAGACCUGCUGGAAAGCAAGGUAGCGCAGGGUCGCAGCAUCGCGCCUUACUUCCCCCAGUACAAUGACUUCGAGGCUGCCGGCGACGAGUACACCAGGACUAAGCUGUUCAUCAGGAGUCUUUUUGUGGACGUAAUAACGAAGAAACGCGAACGCCGUGCAUUAGACGCGUCGGCCGAGCGCUUCGUCAUCGCCGAAGCCAGGCGCCCGAGAGAGUGCUACUUCCAUUUCACGACGGCCACCGACACGGACAACGUCCGCACCGUAUUCCGAGACGUACAUCAAAUUAUACUCACGCAUAUGCUCAGUAAUUUAGGGGUUUACUGAUACAUGAUAAAUCUAUACUAAUAUUAUAAAGCUGAAGAGUUUGUUUGUUUGUUUGUUUGUUUGAACGCGCUAAUCUCCGGAACUACUGGUCCGAUUUGAAUAAUUCUUUUUGUGUUGAAUAGUGUAUUUAUCGAGGAAGGCUAUAAGCUAUAAAACAUCACGCUAUGACCAAUAGGAGCCAAGCAGAGCGGGUGAAACCGCGCGGAAGUAGCUAGUAGGUUAUAAAAUAACACUUUUACACAUCAAUAUUUCAAAUAGCUAGAUGAGGCCGGCAUUUCCUAUCCGACUACUCUGAGAAUAAAUGCCGAAACA